Symbiodinium necroappetens is the source of this 576-nucleotide messenger RNA. Lineage: Eukaryota; Dinophyceae; Suessiales; Symbiodiniaceae. The record is from the annotation of a GenBank genome assembly.
GAGCGCAUUACGACCACGCAGAAGGGCUCCAUCACGUCGGUGCAGGCCAUCUGGUCCAAGUGCUCUGCGGUGUACGUGCCGGCAGAUGACCUCACGGAUCCGGCCCCCGCUACUACCUUCGCCCAUCUGGACGCCACGACGGUGCUGUCGCGGCAGAUCGCCGAGUUGGGAAUCUACCCCGCAGUGGAUCCACUGGACUCGACCUCCCGUAUGUUGGACCCAUCCAUUGUGGGCCAGCGCCAUUACGACAUCGCACGAAGCACGCAGAAGAUCCUCCAAGACUAUAAGUCCCUGCAGGACAUCAUUGCCAUUCUUGGCAUGGACGAGCUUAGCGAGGAAGACAAGCUGACGGUGGCACGAGCCCGAAAGGUGCAGCGCUUCCUGUCACAGCCCUUCUUCGUGGCCGAGAUCUUCACGGGCACCCCCGGGGCCUUCGUGGACCUGGAGACCACGAUCAACGACUUCGAAGAAGUUUUGUCCGGAAAUUGCGACGACAUCCCAGAGGAGCUUCGGGGUGCUGCAGGUUUCAGAAGUCGAGUCCUUGAGUUAAUCAGAAGACUUCUGCCUGGGGGCUGA